GGUUGGUGUGGAGAGAAAGGGAGGUGCGGAGAGUGCAGACUCCGCCCUCCCCCGGGCUCUUGUCUUGUGUUCACUCUCACUGGCGGCGGGCAGCUGCAAUCCCCGGGACACAAAGCCUCCUCAGCUCGGGAUCUGCCUCUCCCUCUCUCCCUCUCCGGAGCUGCAUCUUAGUUUCUGCCCGUCUCCCCGUUCGCACCUUCCUGCAGAGAGGAGCACCUAGAUUUUAGUUGUUUUUUUUUUUACCCCCCCGGGUUGGAGAGAGAUUACCCUGAUAGCAAUUUAGGCGAGGUUGGAGAUUUGCCUGGCGGGACGACCACCCUUCUUUACUCUCCUCCCUCCUUCACCUCCGUGAAAGGCGGGAAACCAUGGGGCUGCAGCCGUUGGAGUUCAGCGACUGUUAUGUGGAGAGCCCUCAUUUUCGCGAGAGGCUGAGGGCGCACGAAGCCGAGCUGGAAAAGACCAACAAGUUCAUCAAGGAGUUGCUGAAGGAUGGGAAGGCGCUGGUGACAGCCACGAAAACUCUUUCAGAAGCACAGCAGAAAUUUGCUCACUCUCUUGGAGGGUUUUCGUUUGAGUUUAUCGGGGAUGCUGAGACAGAUGAUGAACGAUCUAUAGAUGAGUCCAUUCAGGAGUUUGCCGCAUUUUUACGUACUCUCGAGGAACAGAGGGAAAUGAUGGCUCGCAACAUCGACGAAACAUUUAUGAAACCAUUGGAUAGGUUCCGAAGGGACCUGAUCGGAGCAGCAAAGGAAGCAAAGAAAAAAUAUGACAAAGAAACUGAAAAAUACUACGGUACAUUGGAGAAACAUGUCAAUUUGUCAUCAAAAAAGAAAGAAGCAUCACUAUUGGAGGCAGAUAGUCAGCUCGAGCAGAUUCAGCAACACUACUAUGAAUUAUCACUGGAAUACGUGUGCAAAGUGCAAGAAAUUCAAGAACGCAAGAAGUUUGAAUUUGUGGAACCUAUGCUGUCUUUCUUUCAGAUGCUUUUCACAUUUUAUCAUCAAGGUUAUGAACUGGCCAAAGAUUUUGAUCACUACAAAACUGACUUACAUCUCCACAUACAAAAUGCGAGGAAUCGAUUUGAGGGUGCAAGGUCAGAAGUGGAGGACCUAAUGAACAAGAUUAAAAAGAAUCCUCACGAACAUACUCGGACAACGCUGUUCACCACGGAAGGAUACCUUUAUCUACACGAGAAAAGAACAGGUCCCUUUGGCUCAAGUUGGGUGAAAUAUUACUGCACUUAUAAAAAGGAGACAAAGAGGUUUACCAUAUUGCAGUUUGAUCAGAGAUCAGGUGGGAAAAUUGGUGAUGAAGAUGCAUUUAUUGUUAAAUCCUGCACAAGGAAAAAGUCUGAUUCCAUAGACAAGAGAUUUUGUUUUGACAUCGAAGGAAAGGACAGGCAGAGUGUUAUCACUCUCCAAGCGAUUACAGAAGAAGACCGUAGACAGUGGAUGGAAGCUUUGGAUGGCAAAGAACCAGUAUAUUUAAUCACCAGGAAUAAUUCAAGAAAAGAAGGAAAUAUGCAACUGGAUGAAAUGGGUUUCAACAUACUAAAGAAAUGCAUCCAUGUACUUGAGACACGUGGACUGAAUGAUCAAGGUAUAUAUAGAGUGGUUGGAGUCAGUUCAAAAGUCCAGAAGCUGGUGAACCUGUUAAAUGACCCAAAGACCUGUGCUGAAUUGGACCUGGAUAACUCGCUGGAAUGGGAAACAAAGACCAUCACAAGUGCACUGAAACAGUAUAUGCGAAAUCUUCCAGAGCCUAUCAUGACUUACAAGUUGCAUUCAGAAUUCAUCUCUCUAACCAAAAGCGGCAGUCCUGAAACGAGAAUCAAGCCACUUCAUUCUCUCAUUCACAAACUUCCAGAAAAGAAUCGAGAAUUAUUAGGCAUUCUCGUCAAGCAUUUGGCUAACGUAUCUGAUAAUGCAAAACAAAACCUGAUGACCGUUGCAAACCUUGGUGUUGUAUUUGGACCAACUCUGAUGAGAGCUCGGCAAGAAAGUGUUGCUGCCAUCAUGGAUCUCAAGUUUCAGAACAUUGUGGUGGAAAUUCUAAUUGAAAACUAUGAAACGAUAUUUGGAACGGUUCCAGAUGCCAGUGUGGGCCAGUCAGAGACUUGCAUAACACUAUCCUCAAAUAGACUGGCCAGAAGGAUGACACAAGGCACACGCCAUUUAAGGUCAAGGCCCAUAGCCGUAUAUAAUUUCGCGGCAGACGCAGAAAAAGGUGAAAAUCCCAAUAGCAUGACAGAUGAUACUCCAAGUGGAAGCAUGGAAUCUAUUUCUUCCCAUUCCUCAGUUACUACAACAUCUUCCAACUCCAACAGCCCACCAGAGCAAGCCAGGAAUCAUGUUCGUGCAAGCAUUGUUCAUGCCACAGAUGGCACGUCCCCCUCAACUACACCAAUGGUUUCCUGGUUCAAUCUCUCGUCAACGUCGCAAUCAGUGCCGUCUUUACAGUUUCCAAGUGUGACUCCCACAAGUGAAGAAUUUCCAUCUGGGGUCCCAAACCUUAAAGCCAAGGCCGUCUAUUCUUGUGAGGCUGAGCAUCUCUCGGAGUUAUCCUUCAAAGUGGGACAAAUAUUUGAAAACGUUCACACUUCACGGGAACCUGGCUGGUUGGAAGGAACGCUCGAUGGCAAGACUGGGCUCAUUCCACAAAAUUAUGUUGAAUUCCUGGAGCACUGAACAUUUGAAAAUUGUAAGAAAAACUUUUCAUGGUAUCCAUGGGCAUCCUUGACAAGACGAUCCUUGCUGUUCCUUUAGUGGUUCCACACCUGACAUCUUAGAAUUGGAACAAAGGCAAAUGCUGAUUUGCAUAUUAACAUAACCAACCUUGAGCAUCUGUAAAAUUUGUGUUUUUAAAAUUAAAUAUUAACUAAAGUGCUGCUGGUACUUCGGCAUGCUAUUUUACUUAUCAGACUUUUUAUCAUAGGAUUUAGCAGCUGGGGGCAGUGUUAGGAAAUGGUAUUGCAAUAAAACAAACAACAAAUGUUA
Amblyraja radiata (thorny skate) is the source of this 2996-nucleotide messenger RNA. It is a transcript of the gene arhgap10, whose product is annotated as Rho GTPase activating protein 10. Gene Ontology annotation, cellular component: cytoplasm. The transcript is spliced from 23 exons. Lineage: Eukaryota; Metazoa; Chordata; Chondrichthyes; Rajiformes; Rajidae. Bases 366 to 2687 code for a protein of 773 amino acids. Gene Ontology annotation, molecular function: protein binding; GTPase activator activity. Gene Ontology annotation, biological process: signal transduction. The record is from RefSeq and is a predicted model, not a curated record.